Molecule: messenger RNA, 606 nt
Organism: Parasteatoda tepidariorum (common house spider)
Lineage: Eukaryota; Metazoa; Arthropoda; Arachnida; Araneae; Theridiidae
Product: transcriptional regulator ZNF706
Source: RefSeq, a predicted model, not a curated record
AAAUCUAUAAACGUGUAUUUUUUUCUCGGAAGUUCAGGCUUCAGUGGAUGGUGAUAUUUUUUAAUCUAUUCUUUUCUAUGCUGGAUCUAUAUUAGGGAGCACGGGAACAGGACGUAUAUUGCGAAUAUUUUUCUAAAUAAUUUCUUACUUCAAUAGUAUUCUUUGAAACUAUUUUUGUACAUAACAUUUACAUCUUAUUUUUACAAGAACAUAUCCUAUAAUCAGACAUGGCCCGUGGUCAGCAAAAGAUCCAAUCCCAACAAAAGAAUGCAAAAAAAGUACAGGAUGCUAAGAGACAACAAGGGCAUGAUCAAAAGGCUGCAGCACAAAAAGCACUAACUCAUGUGUGCACUGUGUGCAAGGCUCAAAUGCCAGAUCCUAAAACCCAUAAACAACAUUUUGAAAACAAGCAUCCUAAAAUGCCUUUACCAGAUGACUUAAAAGAUGUCUAAUUCUUUUUUUAUAAAUGCAAAUUUUUUACACUUGUGUGCCUGAACCAGUAAUUUUUCAGGCAUGAAUGCCUUUUUGUGUAUUUAUCAUCUGUGCUUUCUUCUUGUAUUCCAAACUUUCAUUCAAAAUUUUGUACAAUAAAUUUGUUAUUAUGUA